AUGGAAGUUGACAGUGAGGGCAUGGAAAAUACAGUGGCUGGCACACGUCCGAUUGAGAAGCCGCCGGAGGAGACACCAAGGAAAGCCACUUUCAAGGAGAAAGUACUUGGAGCGCCGCCUAAGGGGCCCAAGGAGAUUCGUAACCUUGUUAAAGAUGGUGUCAUGAAACGGGAGCAGUAUGGUGGCAGUCGGCUGUUUCCAAACUUUGAUUCCGCUGAUGAGUCAAUUUACCAGCAGAUCUGCAAGCCGUGGGAGCACUGCUUGGUGGUGAAGCUACUGGGAAAGCGUAUUGGAUAUGGAAUUCUAUGUGAGAAACUGAAGGCGAUGUGGAAGCCGGCAGGUGGCUUCGUGGUCAGGGAUAUACACCAUGGAUAUUUCCUGGUAAAAUUUGACUUAGAUGAUGACAGGAUGAAGGCAAUGGCAAGAGCGCCAUGGAUGAUAUUUGAUCAUUACUUGUCCGUCAAGCCUUGGAAUCCAGAGUUCGUUGCAGCAAACUCGAAGAUCAACACAACAAUGCUGUGGAUUCGGAUCCCAGGACUAGGUUUCCAAUUCUAUGAUGAGAGUAUCCUAAUGACACUAGCCUCCGGAGUUGGUGAGCCAAUUAGAGUUGAUACAAAUACAGUGGAUAUGCAGCGGGGCAAAUUCGCCAGAGUUUGUGUCGAGAUCGACCUGGAUCAGCCCGUUAUUGGCAUGGUGGGACUGAGAGGCACCUGGUAUAACGUGGAGUAUGAAGGGCUCCACUUGCUGUGUUCCCACUGUGGGUGCUACGGUCACCUUGCAAGGAACUGUACUAAUCCACAACAGAGGGCACCUCCGGCACCAAUCAACAUGCCAGCACCGAUCACCACGCCUGAGAAGGAGACCUCAGCGGCGGCGGAGCAAGGACAGGGAGAGUCUCAGGCGAGUGCAGAACCAGUAACGCAGGGUGGAAUAAUUGCACCGGGGGACACGGUAAUGAAUGCGGGAGCUAAUCAUCAGCCUUCAAUUAAGCCGUUACCAUGUCCACCAACGGCGCAUGGUGAUUGGCUGGUAGUGGAUAAGAGAAGGAAAAAUUCAAAAAAACAGAAUAAAGAGCCCUCAAUGCGUGGAAAGUCUAGUAACAGCAAGGAAACCAUGAAAGACGCCGUUAUUCCAAAACUGGUGGAGACAAAUUCUUUGGUCUUCAAUGCUGGCGUUAAUACGGGACAAGGCAAUAAAGCAGCAAUGAUUAAAAAUGGAAAAAAGAGAGUGCGAAGGGACCCAUCAACCAGUGGAGAAUCUGGACGAGUCAAAGGAAUUCCUCCAGGGAAAGUGACAUCAGCCACGUCAACUAUUUCCACGCCACUGCCAGGAUCUAGCUCCGUGACACAGAAGCAUGGAACGAAUACCAUCACCGUCCUUGCAGAUGGUACUCGCUCGAUUCUACCCUUACAACAUCAGGGAGGUAGUCGUUACAGGCUCUUGGAUAGUGAGAAGCAAGGGCAACAAUCUACUAUUGUUCAAGGGCAAUACAGUGGAGUGCCUCCAGGGCAACAAAGAACGUGA
Messenger RNA from Lotus japonicus, 1524 nucleotides. RefSeq lists its product as uncharacterized. The record is from RefSeq and is a predicted model, not a curated record. NCBI's taxonomy places the organism in Eukaryota, Viridiplantae, Streptophyta, Magnoliopsida, Fabales, Fabaceae. Gene Ontology annotation, molecular function: nucleic acid binding; zinc ion binding. The coding region runs from base 1 to 1524 and encodes 507 amino acids. The transcript has a single exon.